AUGAGUGGUUUGCUUGCUGCCUUGCUUUCAUACCUUUGGUAUGGCUUUAUGUGGGUUACUGGUGUAAUCAUUGCCGCCAUGAUCUUCUUCAAGAUUGUCUUUAUCCUUUACUGCAAAUACUUCCCCAAUGUAAAUCUCAAGAAGAGAUAUCAUACUGAAUGGGCUUUAGUCACUGGUGGCUCUUCGGGAAUUGGUGCUGCUUUGGUUGAAAAGCUGUUGAAGGACCAACAAAUGAACGUUGUUAUUGUUGCAUUGGAAGACAAGUUGUUAGUUGAUUUCACUAAACGAAUGCAAGAAACUUAUAAAGAUAGACAAGUUGUUGCUAUUGGUGUAGACUUGAGUAAUGACAAUCCAGAAACUGGAUACAUGAAGACAAUCAUUGAAAAGACAAAGGAUAUUGAUAUUGGUUGCGUUUUCUGUAAUGCUGGAUUCUUUAGAUUGGCAGGCUUUGAUAAGGUCAGAAUUGAAGAUCACAUGAAGCAAAUUGAAUGUAAUACUCUUUCAUAUGUCAAGAUUACACAUCACUUCUUCUGCAAGUUCAAGCAACAAAAGAACAAGAAGCUCAUCGCUAUGACAUGCAGCUCAGUUUCCUACUUCCCAGCUCCAUUCUCUGUCAUGUAUGGUGCCACUAAGUCAUUCUUGAAUAGUUUUGCAAGCUCAUUGGCUAUUGAGGGUCUUGCCAACAAUAUUGACAUUUUGGCUUUCAAUCCUCAAUAUACUCGUUCUAACUUGUAUGCCAAUUCUCCAAAGCUCAGUGUUUUAGAUUUCAUGGCUUUGAUUGGAUCUGACUGUGAUGAUGUUGCUCAAGAAAUGCUGAACAGUGUCGGUAAGGUCAAUUACAGAGAUCAAGGAUUGUACUCCAUCUUUAUGAAAAUUUUCGGUGGUAUUGUUUUUGACAUGAACUGGCUUUUCCCAAUGAUGGCUAUGGGUGUUUCUAUGGCUCCUGAAUUCAAGAAAUUGAACUAA
This is a messenger RNA of Naegleria lovaniensis, 966 nucleotides long. RefSeq lists its product as uncharacterized. The record is from RefSeq and is a predicted model, not a curated record. Gene Ontology annotation, molecular function: oxidoreductase activity. The coding region runs from base 1 to 966 and encodes 321 amino acids. Lineage: Eukaryota; Heterolobosea; Eutetramitea; Acrasida; Naegleriidae. The transcript is spliced from 3 exons.